Suillus fuscotomentosus is the source of this 1059-nucleotide messenger RNA. RefSeq lists its product as uncharacterized. The record is from RefSeq and is a predicted model, not a curated record. NCBI's taxonomy places the organism in Eukaryota, Fungi, Basidiomycota, Agaricomycetes, Boletales, Suillaceae. Bases 1 to 1059 code for a protein of 352 amino acids. The transcript has 3 exons.
AUGUCGACGCCCAGCAACGACCCUUCUGUGAUCCUGCAACAGGCGAAAGAUGUCUUAAAUGGCAAUAAAGCCAGGCACAACUUUGCGACGUUCAAAAAGAACGCCAGACAGGCGUUUCCGUCGAUAACUCUGUAUCCGACAGACAAAUUCUGUGUCAUAGCCCAAAAAGUAAUAGACGCAGCGAUGGAUUCGUCCCUCGAGCCCUCAAAGGCACGCUUGGUCCUGCAUUUGAGAAUAAACGACGACUCCGAUGGGGUCUCCCUAAUCGAGGGUGCUGAAGUCGUCGUCGACGAAACAGGCAAGACUACCAUCGGAGAGGUGGUUUCAGCGGUCUUGCCGCUGCUCAACGAGAGCUGCUUGCUCCAGGAUAUCGAACAUGACAUUGCUAUCCAGAUGUCCCAUGGGAGUAUCCCCUUGACACGGAGAGAAACUGCCCGCUCAGAUUCGAGGGAAUUCGAGGUGAGGGGGGAGUUAGUUGAUGGGCCCGUCCUCCUCAAAUCUUAUACCAAGCUAGUGGUGCACAAUGCCAUUGAGACAUCAGCGACGGACCAGUCCUCUUCGACCCCAUGGUUGGCGACGAAGAAGCGCGACUCGAUCAAACCAAAACCAACAAAUACGUCCUCAAAGUCCUCGGCAGGGUUGGCGACGUCCGAACUUGCCGACGACGACGAGUACCACAAGGUGGUGAUCAUCGUCGAUCAAUGGGUCGAUACUCACAAGCCCAGGUGGUCAAAGUUCGGCAGAAUCAUCCAUGACCACGGCGCUCCCUGGACCAUCUUCAAACUCGUCGAGGAGGACGUAGUGCCGCUCAUCGAGUUCGUCAACGACAGUGGUGUGAUGAGUAGCAAAAAGUUCAUUCAAAUAGCGGUUAAGAAGCACGGGCUUGGGAAGCCCCAUGUCCAGGCAGCAGACCUCAUUAUUGAUGCCAAGGAUUUGAUCGCAGAAUCCAACCUGAAGCUCAUCAAAAGAGCGUUGGAGGGUCAGCACAUCCGGGGCGUUCAGAAAUGCGUGCAAGCUGUGUUGGAUUGCAUGAAGACCCACAGGCCCUCGCUGUCGUGA